UCUCUCUCUCUCUCUCUCUCUCUCUCUCUCUCCAUUAACGCAAACCAGGUGGAGAAGCUCCUCCGCUGCGCGCGACACAGCAAGCAGACGAAAACAUCUGAUCCCGCUUUUCUACUCAUGGAAUAAGUUUUACUGUCUUACUGAGAGAUUUCAUGUGCGCUUUUAAUCCCAGCCUUUACUUUUCCACCCGGUUCCUUCUGGCCAGAGCUCAGGAGCGCAGUUUUGGAGCAGACUGAGAGAGAGAGAGAGAGAGAGAGAGAGAGGCGGUGCUGGAGUUCUGCUACUCAGCAGCUUCUGGAGGCAGAAGAAGAGAGAAAGAGCACUUUUUUUAUUCUACCCCUUUUACCCCCACAAGCUUCCUUGCAUCUUCUGUAGUGUGUCCUACACUGCCUGAGGAUGUGGCCAGGUUUUUGAACGUGCAUCGCCUUGGAGACAUUAUUUUUUCUCUUUUCUUCCCUUCUCCAAAAGUUUGAAUGCAGCCCUGAAACUUUGAUGGUCUCCUAAAUUGUGUGUGCGUUUAAUCCUGAGCGCAUCAGCGACCAGAAGGAUGCAAGAGCAACUCUAAUAUCUCACCUCAUCUCAUCCCAUCCCAUCCAUGGUACCCUAUGUGUCUGGGCAUCGGGAUGCUGCUGCGCCGGAUCCUGGGGCCCGGGACGCUGAGGCGCACAUGGCGAGCGGCCCCCCUUGUGCUCUUGGGGCUUGCUGUAUUUCUUAUCUUCCACACCUCAGUGGUGAACCGGACAGGCUUCAGACCUGGACAAGAGGACCAAAAGAACAAAUCUGUGAUGAGGGACCGCACAGUGCUUCUCGAGCACCCAGAAGAGCUUGUCGCUUUACUGGAAGCGUGGCAUGAUCAUAAUGAAGUACACUGGUCUAAGAGGAGCUGUGCAGGGAAGGCCAUCGUGUUGACGGGGCAGCACGUCCCCUCAGAUACAGAGGUCCAGCUUUAUCACAGAGUCCUACAGGAGCAGGGUUACCAUGUCAACCAGGGACGCUAUGCUGAGACCAGUGCCACCCUAACACACAACAGCGGAGAUGGUCAGGAAUGGUCUCUCUUGAUAUGUCUCAAAGGAACAGAAAAGAGUUGCCUUCGAAAAAUCAACUUUGCCCAUUCUCAGCCGUACCAGAGGGUCAACAUUAUACCAGCGUUUCUUGGGGCUUUCAUGGACAUGGGUGGAGUCUGUCGAUUUCUAAUGGACAGCCGCUUGUCAGGCAUGCCAUUACCCAUAAUUCCAUCUGCCUGCACCUCCUCCAGACCAGAAAUGGGAGCAAGUCCUCAUCACACUGACCAUAUCUGGAGCCAAGCUGCCCAGCUAGGCUCCCCAGCUAAUCAGGGUCUGGUAGCCUUUGUGAAUGUAUAUGUCUUGGUCACAUCAGCGACGCCCCUCACUGCAUUCCUGCAUCGUACAGGCUUGGUCAGGACUCAUCUGGACAAACAUGGUUAUAUUAGAAAGCUGCAGUCGUUCUUUACAGAGAGGCUGGAUCCUACAGAAGCUGUCCAGGUUUCUGAACUCAUGAAGCAGGUCAUCAGUGAGGUUCUAAUUGCUGCUGUUUUAACCACCACCGACUCCAGCUCUCCACCAAGGUGUUCACUGUGUUUUCAAUUGAUGACCUUCACAUUGCAUUACAAUGCUUCUGUGCAUCCUGUAGUGGUUAAGGUGCAGACUGACUUACACUUUGACAGUAUGAAAGAUCCAGACUUUGAGGGGCAGAUCACCAAAGAGUACAUAUUAGAAGAUAUACUGAAGCUGCUCUUCCCAGCAUGUGGCAGUGAGGACAGAGCUCCUCAAAGUACUCAGGAUACAGCGCAAACCAAGUACAGUGGCUGUGAGAGGGCAAACAGUUUGUGCAUAACGCCGGAUAAAAUGCAGUUCCUGCUUCAGUUUCAGCAGCAGCUCAAGAGAUCUGGCAGCUUUCAUGUGCUCUACCCCAGAUCAUCUCAUUUCUCCGAUCUUCAGUGUGAUGUCUUUCAAAGAUUCUCUACUGCAGAGGAUUCUGGGAGUGCACCAGGUCUCUCAGCUCUACUCCAACAGCUCAGCUUGUCCUACACACUGAGCAGUGAUGAUCCAGACAGGCCUGAGAAGUGGCAUUCACAGCCACUGGAUUCAGGGAGGUGUUUGGAGCCCCAUCUCCGUCAGCUAUAUACCGAUCCUCCUCUGGUUCUAACUCCGCUCUUUAACCCCUGGGUGAAGGAGUACCGAGCCGAGGUACCGUUUGACGUGGUCACUAUACGGAUCAGACCGGAGCCUGUGAGCUCAAUGUGCCACGUUCACCUGGACGAACAUCGUGGCCCCAGAAUGGCAAACUACCCACUUGGCCUGGGCAACAGCCGCAUCAACAUCCUUAUGAUGGACGAGUCUGAUGGGGAGGAGCCUGUCGUCAUGACAAUAUACACUCUGAACAUAUUUCGGGAGAGCCGUCCCAGCCUGCCGAUGUUUGACGAGUAUGUGAUGUGCGGUUUCAUACAGGACUGUGGCCUAGUGGUCAGACCUGAUCAAUCUUGUGGCCUGGAGCCUGUUUCUGAGCUCAAAUCAUCUCAGCCUUGCUCUUCAGGCGAUGAACCUGGGCACUGGAUGGUACCAUGCCUAAGCUGUUCAGACAACAGGACAUGUGAUUGGCGCGAGGUUGCCUGGCAACCGGACAGCUGUUACCACCCUGUAUUGGAGCAGCGACAGCUGCAGCAAUGCAUGAUGGAUAAGAAGGUCCUGUUCAUCGGUGAUUCUACUAACCGGGGGAUGAUGUACUACCUGAUGGAGCGAGUAAAUACUACACUGGAGGAUUGGGAUAAAGCUCACGACACCAUCAUCUACCACAAUCUGAACCAGGGCAGAACACUCAUCAGCUACUCGUAUUACCCACAGUUCUGGCUACACAAGAACCAGAGACCCACCUUCCAGCAAGCACUGGAACAGCUCAUAGAAAGGUCACGACCUCUGGUAAACUCCCCUCAGACAGUGCUGGUUGCUGGAGGGGUCCAGUGGCUCAGUCUGGAGCAUCUGGGGACCAUGCAGCAGGUUCUUGAGAGAGAGAAGCUGCAGAACAUCAUGGUGGUGGUGAAAUCUUUAGGAAUGGGCUUUCAUCUGCCAGUGGACGGCAUUCACUCGCUCUCUCUGAAAGGAGUGCAGGACCUCCACAAUGUGAACAAGAACAUUCUGGAAAGUGCAAAGCGCCUCGGGUACGAGGUGAUUGACACGUUCAGCAUCACCAUGGGCCGCUAUAAGGAGUUUCUUCAGGGUCGCUGUGCCUGCCAUUUCCACGAGGUUGGAAAGCUGUCACUUCCCACAGUGCCUGCCUACAAAAAGCUCCAGCUAGUGAGCCGUGCUGGAGAGAGUGUGAGUGUGACGAGCACGAGGCCAGAGCCGACGUCUCGACCCAAUUCAUCCUAUCACGUGAAGGGAGCAGUGAACCAAGUGUACUCUGAGAUCCUGCUCAGCCGAGUGUGCAUGCCUUAUAUCCACAACGGGACCAGUAGCCAGCACUGACACAGACUUACUGAGCUGUUAGCUGGUGCGAAUAAAGUGUGUGUGUUGGGAGUGUGUUGUCCGUCCAGUCAUAGGAUGUAUAUAAUUGUAUGAAAUGAAGCCAUUAUCUUGUUUGUGUGUGUGUUUUGAGUCUUCCAAAAUGACUUCAGCAGCUGCACCUUAGUUCCAGUGUGUGGUCGAUGCCGGCUGUGAAACCUUUCCACAAUGUCCACGUAACGUUCCCAGGAUGUUUCUGGAAAGGUUCCAUGGCUUUCCGGGAGUGCCUUUGAUGUCACAUGGCUUCGGCUUGUCACUUUUAUGGAAGCUCGGGUGGCUCUGUGAAGUCUUGCGUUUAACCCCAAGCUCAAUCCCUCACAAGUGCUAAGCUGCGUUUAUACCAAAGGUCUUAUGAAGAUUACGUUUACCUCACAUUUUCUAAAGCCCAUAUAUUUUUCUACAGAUGUUUUUUUUUUUAUUUCCAAGCCUUUAAUGGCCUAUGUAAUAUUAUCAGUGUAAAAUAUAUAUAUAAACUAUGAAAAAGCUGUAUUGUUUCAGGUAGCUGAUGAAUUUCUACUUUGCCCUGGAAUGCUGGCAUGCCUACCUGAAUUUCCUCACAUUUAUAUUCACACAUUAUGAGGAACAUUGACUUUACUGGUCUCAGAGCGAUUGCAAGGAGAUUAUAGUGAUUUAAACAUGGCAUAAAUUAUUCCUAUCCCAUCUUGUAGCUAUUCUAGGUCAUGAAGGUUGUUUCUAAACGCGGUGAAAUUGUUUAAUAGCCUGAUGCUGUGAUGUGAGAUGGCUGCUGUUUGGUCGAUGCCACCCAGCCAGAGGUCUUCGAGAUCAACACUGUAGGUGUCAAUUUGACCAUUUUUCUUCUUUUUUUUAAAUUACAUUUUAUACUACCAUUUAAAAAAAUCAAGUUAAAUAAAUGCACAAUUCAAAUAUUCUCAAAUUAGGAGCAAGUCCAAAAUUAUUCUACAUAAAAAUAAAUUAUAAUGUGAUGUCAUUUUGGCCUGGAUUAUGAAUGAGGAUUGCUUUUGUCAUGGUGGCACCAGUAAUUGGAAAUCUGAACAGUAUACAGUAUAUUUUUGGAAGAACAUGUCUACAUUUAGGAGAAAACUGAAAGGUAUUUGACUUUUCUGAAGUGCUGAAGAAUUAAAGGAAUCAGAGAUUUCUUUUUUUGUUUGUUUUUGUUUUUUAAUUGGUUCCCAUCUGGAAAGUUCUGCAGUUUGUAAUUUGUGUUAUUGUAUUGUAUUUAAUAUGUAUUAAUAUUGUUUAAUAAUUAAACCAAACCGAGUUUGAAACCUAAACUAGGCACUGAGAGAGAGAGAGAGAGAGAGAGAGAGAGAGAGAGUGUAUUUCUGGUGUGUAGUCUCUGUUCACAUAUGUCUGGAUGUUUCUCUGUGUUUUUGUAAUAAAAUUGCUGUUCAUCCAAGUUGA
Neoarius graeffei (lesser salmon catfish) is the source of this 4901-nucleotide messenger RNA. It is a transcript of the gene cped1, whose product is annotated as cadherin-like and PC-esterase domain containing 1. The coding region runs from base 606 to 3482 and encodes 958 amino acids. Lineage: Eukaryota; Metazoa; Chordata; Actinopteri; Siluriformes; Ariidae. The transcript has 21 exons. The record is from RefSeq and is a predicted model, not a curated record.